ACCGUUCCUAAGUCACGAUUGGCGAAGGCCGCCGUCAGUUCGGAGCGUCCAGGCGCCCGCCCGCCCACUCGCCGUGUCGCCUGGUGCCUGCGCCACCCGCACCUCCUCCUCGCCUCUCCUCUCCCGGCCCGAGCCCGGGGAACCAGAGCGAGAAGCGGGGACUAUGUUCCGACGUAAGCUGACGGCCCUCGACUACCACAACCCUACUGGCUUUAACUGCAAAGAUGAAACAGAAUUUAGAAACUUUAUUGUUUGGCUUGAAGACCAGAAAAUCAGACACUACAAGAUUGAAGACAGAGGUAAUUUAAGAAACAUACACAGCAGUGACUGGCCCAAGUUCUUUGAAAAGUAUCUCAGAGAUGUUAAUUGUCCAUUCAAGAUUCAAGAGAGACAAGAAGCAAUUGACUGGCUUCUUGGUUUAGCUGUUAGACUUGAAUAUGGAGAUAAUGCUGAAAAAUACAAGGACCUGGUACCUGAUAAUACAAAAAAUGCUGACAAUGCAGCUAAAAAUGCAGAGCCAUUGAUCAAUUUGGAUGUAAGUAAUCCUGAUUUUAAGGCUGGUGUAAUGGCUUUGGCUAACCUUCUUCAGAUUCAGCGUCAUGAUGAUUACCUGGUAAUGCUUAAGGCAAUUCGCAUUUUGGUCCAGGAGCGCCUGACACAGGAUGCAGUUGCUAAAGCAAAUCAAACAAAAGAGGGCUUGCCUGUUGCUUUAGACAAGCAUAUUCUUGGUUUUGACACAGGAGAUGCAGUUCUUAAUGAAGCUGCUCAAAUUCUGCGAUUGCUGCAUAUAGAAGAACUCAGAGAGCUACAGACAAAAAUUAAUGAAGCCAUAGUAGCUGUUCAGGCAAUUAUUGCCGAUCCAAAGACAGACCACAGACUGGGGAAAGUUGGAAGAUGAACAUUUUAGGAUUUCAGCCUCUUACCUACUUAGUACAGUUGGGAACCAUGUAUGCUCUGGCAUGUGUUUGGAAAAUCAGAUGUCACAUUUUCGAGGGAAGAAUCCCAGAAAAUUGACUAUGUUCUAGAGAUUUAUCAUCGUUGCUUUUUCUUUAAUAAAGUUUGGGAAAGUGGA
This is a messenger RNA of Rhinolophus ferrumequinum (greater horseshoe bat), 1072 nucleotides long. RefSeq names its product RNA transcription, translation and transport factor (gene RTRAF). The transcript has 8 exons. Gene Ontology annotation, cellular component: tRNA-splicing ligase complex. NCBI's taxonomy places the organism in Eukaryota, Metazoa, Chordata, Mammalia, Chiroptera, Rhinolophidae. Gene Ontology annotation, molecular function: RNA binding. The coding region runs from base 164 to 898 and encodes 244 amino acids. Gene Ontology annotation, biological process: tRNA splicing, via endonucleolytic cleavage and ligation. The record is from RefSeq and is a predicted model, not a curated record.